This is a messenger RNA of Scatophagus argus, 1745 nucleotides long. RefSeq names its product ELMO/CED-12 domain containing 2 (gene elmod2). The record is from RefSeq and is a predicted model, not a curated record. Gene Ontology annotation, cellular component: membrane. The transcript is spliced from 9 exons. Bases 140 to 1039 code for a protein of 299 amino acids. Gene Ontology annotation, molecular function: GTPase activator activity. NCBI's taxonomy places the organism in Eukaryota, Metazoa, Chordata, Actinopteri, Scatophagidae.
UGUGUGUCCGGUUAGCAGUGAACGCACCAGAGCCAGACUGUUGUCAAGAGUGGUGUUGCUAACACACUGAUAGCUUACAAGUGAGGAUAAGUUUGGACAUAGCUUUGUUCGGGAACAUUGGCCCUGUCACAGCAGGAAAAUGCUGGUGUGCAUCUGGCAGUAUGUGUACACGUCCUUCCUGAGGUACUGGCUGAAGUGGAUCAUCAGACAGGCAACAGGGAAAUGUGAGCUGCAGAGAAUAUGUUCCAGAUACAAGCCUGGGGCAACGAGAGCAAUAAAAGCAGAAUAUUCUCUCCAGUCUUCAAAGAACAAGGUUUUAAGAGAAGCUUUGGAAACCACCAAAGACAAAUUAGAGCAAUGUGUGACUCAAGUUAUGAAAGUGAAAAAUGUCAAACCCCAGAAAGAUCCACUGUUCAAGGAAAGCCUACACAUCUGUCUGUUACAAAUAACAGGAUACAGCAGCCUGUAUGUAACUGUGGAAGACUUGAGAAAACGAGUCUACAACUCGGAGAGCCAAGAACACGAGGCCAUGCUGUUGAAGUUGUGGGACCUGCUGAUGCCAGCAGCCAAACUGGAGUCCAGGAUAACCAAACAGUGGGGAGACAUUGGAUUCCAAGGAGACGACCCCAAGACUGACUUCAGAGGAAUGGGCAUGCUGGGCCUAAUCAACCUCGUUUUUUUCAGUGAGAACUACACAGAGGAAGCUCGUCAGGUGUUGUCCCAUGCAAACCAUCCUAAACUAGGGUAUUCGUAUGCCAUAGUUGGAAUCAACUUGACAGAGAUGGCCUACAGUCUCCUGAAGAGUGGUGCUUUGAAGCCUCAUUUCUACAAUACAGUACAGGGCGCACCUGAGCUCCGACAUUUUCAUCAGCUAUACUGUUAUCUGGCGUAUGAAUUUGAUAAAUUCUGGGUGGCAGAAGAACCAGAAAGCAUCAUGCAUUUCAAUCAGUACAGAGAAAAAUUUCAUAACAUAGUCAAGACUCACCUACAGGACCCCAACGUAUCGCUCUCAUUGACUGUCCGUUCUGAAAAAAACUAAUGUUAUCCAGAGACGUUCCCUGACGUUGUUUGAUCAGGCAGAAAAAGGAAACAUAAGCAUAAAAGCAGACUGAAGCUUGCUCAUCACUCAUAUUCCUCAAAAAUUCAAACAAAUGAAUCCUCUUAUAUUUGGUUUCUAACUCGUUAGUCACGUUCUUUUCGUUUUGUCUCCGUGAUAGUUUAGGGUUUUAAAACAGAGCACAAAUCUAACACCCUGUACCUCAGAAAUGACCAUUCCUGUGUUUAAUUCAACUCUGUGAAGGAGAAAUGAGCGCUGCUGCGGAGGACUUUGGCGAUUACAGGUCUGUCUUUUGUAAAGAUUACAGCACUUUGAGUGAGUGAGCAGCCAAAGACAGUUGGCCAUUAACUACCACAUUUUGUAGCUGUCUUGUUUGUAUUUCAGUAAACAAGACUUAUGUGUUCUCACAGUCGUCCUGCUCAGGAAUUUGAUUUUUUUUUUUUUUUAUGUCCAGACGCCAUGUGCAAAACUUAAAGUGAGUAAAAAUAUGUGCACGUUUUAAUGUGUCCCCAUCUGUGUUCUGUAACGUAGAUGAAACUCAAAAUGGUUAUUUGCUUCCAUUUCUGACUGAUACUCUUUUUUUUUUUUUUUGUCGUCAUUUUUAUGGUGUGAUUUGCUUUUGAGGAAGGUGUGUAAUGAUUAACACGUCUUAAUCAGAGUUAAUAAAUACACAUUGUGAUGUUUUGAA